CUAGACGCUUGUCUUCUCUUAACACCCAAACUCUUCAGUGAAACCUCCCUUGUAACAAGUAAACACAAAGAGAAUCAAAACAAAGACUCUUUCAAGUCCAAGGUGCAUUCGAAGAAGACCCUCUUUGCAAAAGUCCAAUUUUGGAGUCUUACUAGUUACAAUAUAGCUUACACACACACACUUCACUAUACCUGCGUUUAAAUAAUAGAGAGGCAAAGAAAGAAGAGAAACAGAGGAGCAAUAUCAAGAGUGUGUGGGUGUGGAUAUGGGUAGACCACCUUGUUGCGAGAAGAUAGAGGUGAAGAAAGGACCAUGGACUCCUGAAGAAGACAUAAUCUUGGUCUCUUAUAUCCAACAACAUGGCCCUGGAAACUGGAGAUCUGUUCCCAAAAACACAGGUUUGCUAAGGUGCAGCAAGAGUUGUAGACUUAGAUGGACUAAUUACCUUCGUCCCGGGAUCAAACGAGGAAAUUUCACUCAGCAUGAAGAGAAAACGAUCAUCCAUCUCCAAGCUCUUUUGGGUAACAGAUGGGCAGCCAUAGCAUCAUAUCUACCUCAGAGAACCGACAAUGAUAUAAAGAACUAUUGGAACACUCAUCUGAAAAAGAAACUCCAACUGCAACGUCAAAAUGGUAUCACCAACGAAGGCAACACCGAUAUGACGGAGAUUUCAUCUUGUAAUAAAAACAACAAGAACGUAUGUACCAACAACAAAAGGAUCGCCAACAAAGGACAAUGGGAGAAAACACUUCAAACAGACAUCAACAUGGCCAAACAAGCCUUACUCCAAGCCUUAUCACUUGACCAACCAACUUCAUCGAUAUCUCCUGAUCUUUACUCGGCAAAACCUCAUCAGCAUCAUUCUACCAUAACUACUUAUGCCUCAAGCACAGAUAACAUCUCUAAGCUAUUACAGAACUGGACAAGCUCAUCUUCUUCAUCAGUGCCUAACACUUCAUCAUUCUCCAACAACCGGAGCUCAAGCACUGGUGAAGGAGGCGUUCUUGAUCAACAAUCUUUGUUCUCACCGAACUCAGAAUCUGGAUCAGUUGAUGAGAAGUUAAAUUUGAUGACAGAGACAAGUGUUUCUAAAGGUGAGAGCAAACCAAACGUUUGCACGGAAGCAACUACUAAUGAUCAUGGUUCGUUGUCUUUGAUCGAGAAAUGGUUAUUUGAUGAUCAAGGCUUGGUCCAGAGUGAUGAAGAUCAAGAAGAUCUUAUAUAUUGAUGUGUCUUUAGAGGGUGGUAACAACCGUCAAGAUUUGUUCGAAGAGAAAAUAUGGAGCAACACUAUAGGACUACCAAGUGUAGCUAGUCUAGUGGUCGUCAUGUCAUCCAUAAUGAGGUUGCUCUUUGCACCCUAGUUCGAACCUUAAUCGGAGGAGAUGUAUUUAUCAUAAAAUGGUCACGGCCGAGAAAAGCUACGGGUCAAAAGAUUCCAAAAAAGUUCGUGAGAGACAACAAAAAGUAUAUAUGUUUACUUUCUUUUAAUUAUUCUCCUUUAUGAACUUUAGUUAGGUUUUAUUUUACUGUCUGCCUUGCUUGUUGUCAAGUCUAUCGAUGAAAAUAAAACUGUCAACUGUGUGUAAUUUACUAUGUGAAGUUAGAAACAGUGCAAUAAACUGA
This is a messenger RNA of Eruca vesicaria subsp. sativa (arugula), 1626 nucleotides long. The record is from the annotation of a GenBank genome assembly. NCBI's taxonomy places the organism in Eukaryota, Viridiplantae, Streptophyta, Magnoliopsida, Brassicales, Brassicaceae.